This is a messenger RNA of Ascoidea rubescens DSM 1968, 309 nucleotides long. RefSeq lists its product as uncharacterized. The transcript is spliced from 3 exons. The record is from RefSeq and is a predicted model, not a curated record. NCBI's taxonomy places the organism in Eukaryota, Fungi, Ascomycota, Saccharomycetes, Ascoideales, Ascoideaceae. The coding region runs from base 1 to 309 and encodes 102 amino acids.
AUGGGUGCGAUCCCCGUCAGUUGUGUUGAGGCUGCUAUUAGUAUGAGCAGAACAAUCAUUUUUGGUAAAUGGGAAAACAUCUUAUCCAAUAUCUGUGACUACAAUAAUUUGCUUAAGGAGUUUUAUUGCAAUAUCUUGAACGUGGCAAUGCUGACCAAGUUGCCGCGGCUCAGCCUUCACCGAAUUACAUUCAGGAAUGAAAAAGUUUUGGCCAAUCAAUUUAGUGAUGCUGAACUUGCUGCAACCUCCAAUUUAACAGCGAUAGGCUGUGUUGGUCUAGAGCAGUUUAAGAAGCCAAGACGGAAAUGA